AUAAUAACUAGGAGUAUAGUGUCUUUAUUUUUUCUGUGAACUGAGAGAAAAAAAAAAGUCAAUACUUGAGCACUAUGUCAGAGAAUUUUUUUGAACAUAUUGAUAAACAAUCAGAGUCUCCUUAUCCUGUGUGGGCACUAUCUGCUUUUAAUUUGGCUACCGUUCCUGCAUCUUUUCGUAACGCACCUGGUUUACCACACCCCAUCGUUUCAAUAGCCUUUUCAGCCAUUUUUGCUGGUGCAGGAUAUGUAGUGAAUACGGGUGAUAGUGACAAUGGUUCUGGUAUUGCAACAGCUUGGGGUUUAUCAUGGGCAUUUUUGCAUGCUAAAAAGGCCAUCUUGUCUCGUAAGCCAUUACCACUUGCCUUACUUGGAGCAGUGACAGUAAAUACAUAUAUUUAUGGUAAAAAGACGCUCAAAGUCAAUGGUUAUCUUUAA
Messenger RNA from Rhizopus microsporus ATCC 52813, 437 nucleotides. RefSeq lists its product as uncharacterized. Lineage: Eukaryota; Fungi; Mucoromycota; Mucoromycetes; Mucorales; Rhizopodaceae. Gene Ontology annotation, cellular component: mitochondrion. The transcript has 4 exons. Bases 75 to 437 code for a protein of 120 amino acids. The record is from RefSeq and is a predicted model, not a curated record.